AUGGUGCAAGUAAGAGUGAGUGAGGGCCUGCUAGAGGGAGAGCGAGUGGAGAACCCGUACGAAGGCUCCUUCUACAGCUUCAAGGGAAUACCGUACGCGCAACCACCAAUAGGAGAUCUGCGGUUCAAGGCACCACAACCUCCUAAACCUUGGGAUGGAGUUCGUUCUGCUAAGGAAUUCGGUCCAAAAUGUUAUCAAAAUGACCUGUUCAUGAACACUGGCAAAAUUGGUGAAGAAGACUGCUUAUACCUUAACGUGUAUACACCGGAGAUUAAACCGGACAAGCCUCUACCAGUGAUGUUCUGGAUACACGGAGGAGGUUUCUUCUGUGGCAGUGGUAUGAAAGACCAGGUACAAGCUCUCAGAUGGGUGAACAAAAACAUUGCUAACUUCGGUGGUGAUCCGAAAAAUAUAACCAUAUUUGGUGAAAGUGCCGGUGGAGGAAGUGUCAGUUAUCACUUAAUAUCUCCAAUGUCAAAGGGCUUAUUUAAGAGGGCCAUUGCUCAGAGUGGAGCAUCUACUUGUCCCUGGGCUCUAGCUGUUGAGCCUCGUGAAAGAGCUUUAGCAUUAGCCAGAAGCCUGGGAUUUUAUUCUGAGGAUGAUAAAGAUUUGUAUGAAUUUUUCAAAAAUCAGCCGAUGGAAUCUAUAGUUGGAGUUCCCGUAGCGCUAGCAAUAUUUGAAGCAUUCAAGGGUGGAAUGGACAUAAAUUUCACUGUAGUUAACGAAAAGAAAUUCGGAGACAAUGAGAGAUUCUUUUAUGGAGAUAUACUUGAUUUAGUAUCAAAUGGUGUUCAUGAAGGUGUUGAAAUCAUGACAGGGACUACCACGGAGGAAGGUCUUAUUGCUUUUGGAGAUCUUGAACUCACUAAGAAGUCAUUGGAAUUAGUCAGAAGAUUCCCAGAGUCCUUCAUUAGUAAACCAUUGGCAUUUACUGUUCCAUUGAGUCAGCAGUUACAGAUUGGGAAAGAAAUCAGAAAGUUUUAUUUCAAUGACCAGAUCAAUAUUCCGGAUGACUGGGAUAAAUGGAUGAAUUUUCUUACGAUUCAUAUAUUUGUGCAUCCUACGAUGCAAUGGGUGAAACACUGUGCUAAAGGGAAGAAACAGAAACUAUAUUUGUAUAAGUUUUCUUGCCGGUCCGAGAGGAAUGUGAUGGCUCCUUUGAGAGGACUCACAGAGAUGCUGGGAGAAAGACAAGUUACUUGUCAUGCUGACGAUUUAAUGUACUUUUUUAACCCUAAACUGAUGAAUACAAAGGUGGACACUGCUUCUGAGACGUUCAAACUGAUGGAACGAGUAUUGACGCUUUGGACCAACUUUGCUAAAUACGGGAACCCAACUCCAGACGAUUCCCUGGGCGCUAAGUGGGUACCGUAUACUCUAGAAAACCAAGAAUAUCUGGACAUUGGAAACGAGCUGAAAGCAGGAACUGCGCCUGAUGCUGAGGAGACACAAUUCUGGGACAAACUAUAUGAAAAAUAUGGACUGUGAAUUAAUGUACAUUUUAAAUAGGGUCAGGUCCGAAUAUUCUCUAUGUGUAGGGUAGUCUAUUAUUAUCUCUGAUUUACUUUUUAAAAAUGGUAUUCAAAAACCUUGUAUUUUUUAGUUUUAAGACUAGUGGCAA
Messenger RNA from Spodoptera exigua (beet armyworm), 1621 nucleotides. Lineage: Eukaryota; Metazoa; Arthropoda; Insecta; Lepidoptera; Noctuidae. The record is from the annotation of a GenBank genome assembly.